Saccostrea echinata is the source of this 468-nucleotide messenger RNA. RefSeq lists its product as uncharacterized. The record is from RefSeq and is a predicted model, not a curated record. Lineage: Eukaryota; Metazoa; Mollusca; Bivalvia; Ostreida; Ostreidae. The transcript has 4 exons. Bases 1 to 468 code for a protein of 155 amino acids.
AUGACAAUUACUAAACAGCGCAGUGUGCAUAAGACUAAAAGAAAAAGUGGACUAGCAAAAGGAUCCAGUGAUUCCAAAAAGAUUUUUUUUGAAUCGGACUUCAGUAGCGUUGAAUCCAAACCUGCGUCAUCCUCUUACCGUGAAAAUACAUAUCUGGAAACAAAUAAUGAAAAACCAGUGAUACACCACAAGAAGAGUGAUGAUGCUGAAGUUGAAUUAGAUGAUGAUGAGAAAAUACACUCUGAAAAUCCAUAUGGAGAUUUUUACGCAAACGAAACAAUAAUUCGUGAAAUACCUUUAAAUCAGCUCGAAUCGGUUAUUGCAGAAAAUAGAAUGAAUGGAGAUGACGGUUUUCAGAAAGAAUAUGCGACAUUACCGUACGGUGAAAGAUACGAGUGCGACGCUGGAAAGAGCGAAGAAAAUAUGGCUAAAAAUAGAUUUAAGACAACUUUUCCCUGUAAGUAUUAA